AACAACUAAUUAAACACACACAAUUAUCUUCACUCUGAAUUGAGCUAAGUUCUCUCACAUCAUACUCUCUCCUUGGAGAAUUAUGGCUAUUUCAAAAGCUCUUAUUGCUUCUCUUCUCAUAUCUCUUCUUGUUCUUCAACUCGUCCAGGCCGAUGUCUUUGAAAACUCACAGAAGGAAAAAGGUUACGCAAAGAAGAUCGAUUGUGGGAGUGCUUGUGUAGCACGGUGCAGGCUUUCGAGGAGGCCGAGGCUGUGUCACAGAGCGUGCGGGACUUGCUGCUACAGGUGCAACUGUGUGCCUCCGGGCACGUACGGUAACUACGACAAUUGCCAGUGCUACGCUACCCUCACCACCCACGGUGGACGCCGCAAGUGCCCAUAAGAAACAAAGCUCUUAAUUGCUGCGGAUAAUGCGACGAUGUCGUUUUGUUAGUAUUUGUUUGGCGUAUUUAUGUGGAUCGAAUAAUAAACGAGAACCUACGUU
This is a messenger RNA of Arabidopsis arenosa, 484 nucleotides long. The record is from the annotation of a GenBank genome assembly. NCBI's taxonomy places the organism in Eukaryota, Viridiplantae, Streptophyta, Magnoliopsida, Brassicales, Brassicaceae.